AUGGUUUUACACAAUGUUACUUUAUUUCACCCUAAUACUUUCCUGCUCUUGGGAAUUCCUGGAUUGGAAAACAUGCACUGUUGGAUUGGUUUUCCUUUCUUUGUUGUGUUUCUAACAGCCGUACUUGGUAAUAUAACCAUCCUUUAUGUAAUUCAGACUGAACAUGGUCUCCAUCAGCCCAUGUUCUACUUCCUGGCCAUUCUGUCAUCUAUUGACCUGGGCCUGUCCACGUCCACCAUCCCCAAGAUGCUUGGAAUCUUUUGGCUUAACCUGAGAGAAAUACUAUUUGAGGGAUGUCUCACCCAGAUGUUCUUCAUCCACCUGUGCACAGGCAUGGAGUCAGCUGUGCUUGUGGCCAUGGCCUAUGAUCGCUAUGUGGCCAUCUGUAACCCUCUUCGCUAUACAUUGGUGCUGACGAACAAGGUGGUGUUCAUCAUUGCUUGGGUCAUCCUCCUGAGACCAUUGUUUUUUGCCAUACCCUUUGUCUUGCUCAUCUUACGGUUACCAUUUUGUGGGCACCAAAUCAUCCCACACACAUAUUGUGAGCACAUGGGCAUCGCCCGCCUGUCCUGUGCCAGCAUCAAGGUCAAUAUCAUCUAUGGCUUGUGUGCCAUCUCUAUCCUGGUUUGUGACAUUAUAGCCAUUGUCAUCUAUGUCCAGAUCCUUCGUGCUGUAUUUCGACUCUCUUCUCAGGAUGCCCGACUCAAGGCACUCAGUACCUGUGGAUCUCAUGUGUGUGUCAUGUUGACAUUCUAUACUCCUGCUUUCUUUUCAUUUAUGACUCAUAGGUUUGGCCGUAAUGUACCACGCUACAUUCACAUUCUUCUGGCCAAUUUCUAUGUAGUCAUUCCACCUGCUCUCAACCCUGUAAUCUAUGGUGUCAGAACAAAACAGAUUAGGGAACGGGUACUGAAAAUGUUUUCCAAGAAAUAA
Molecule: messenger RNA, 933 nt
Organism: Peromyscus leucopus (white-footed mouse)
Lineage: Eukaryota; Metazoa; Chordata; Mammalia; Rodentia; Cricetidae
Product: olfactory receptor 52E1-like
Biological process (GO): G protein-coupled receptor signaling pathway
Cellular component (GO): membrane
Molecular function (GO): olfactory receptor activity; G protein-coupled receptor activity
Source: RefSeq, a predicted model, not a curated record